AUGGCUACCACGCACAGCCAAGACGAGGCUGCAUCGUUUGACGAUGUCGAGAAGGCUUCAUCGCAGCUAUCCGAUCCGAAGCCAGAACCAGACGCGCCUCCGACAGACUUUAUCGUUUCAUUUACCGGCGACGAUGAUCCCCGUAGCCCAAAGAGCAUGUCCACUGCGCGGAAAUGGUUGAUUACUAUCAUCGUGUCGACUACGAGUUUUCUUUUCGUCGUUGGACUCGGUAUCAGUCCCAUGCUACUUGCACCGUUGAGUGAGUUCUACGGCAGAAAACCUGUCUACGUUGGCUCUCUCUUCUUCUUCGUUGUCUUCAUCAUCCCUUCCGCCGUUGCACAGAACCUAGCGACGAUCAUUGUAACCCGUUUCCUCGAUGGAUUCGCUGGAGCGGCUUUCUUGAGCGUGGCAGGAGGUACCGUCUCGGAUCUAUUUCCAAAGGCUAAGCUGGCAUUCCCAAUGAUGAUAUAUACCCUGGGUCCUUUCCUUGGACCACAGCUGGGACCGCUCGUCGCGGACUUCAUCAACUACAACACCAGCUGGCGAUGGACAUUCUGGGUGGCACUCAUAUGGGCAUUUGCUCAAUGGGCAGCUAUCAUCAUCUUCGUCCCCGAGACAUAUAUGCCAGUUCUCCUCCGCAGAGAAGCAAGAAAGAUACGCAAAGAGAGCGGAGACGAUCGGUGGUACGCGCCGAUUGAGAAGAUGGAUCGCUCUAUUGCUCAAACUAUUCUUCGAUCCUGCUACCGGCCAUUCCUCCUGCUCACGCUUGAGCCCAUGUGUCUCUGCCUCUGCCUCUACUGCUCCGUCCUCCUCGGCGUACUUUACCUCUUCUUCGGCGCUUUCGGCCUGGUAUUCCGCGAGAACCACGGUUUUAAGCUUUGGCAGGUUGGUCUUACCUUCCUCGGCAUCACGGUGGGUAUGAUUUUGGGCUCUGCUUCGAACCCAUUCUGGAACAAGAACUACAUGCGCCUUCUCAAGAAGCACGAAGAGGAGCAUGGCGAGAAAGGAGGAUCUGAGCCAGAGUACCGUCUCCCGCCAGCCAUUGGAGGAUCACCUCUAGUGGUCAUCGGUUUGCUCUGGUUUGGAUGGACGACGUAUUCCUCGGUCCACUGGAUUGUUCCCAUCGUCGGCAGCGCAUUCUUUGGCGCUGGUGUAAUCAUGAUUUUUUCCGGUGUCUUCACAUUCCUGGUGGAUGCAUACCCACUUUACGGCGCGAGCGCGCUCGCAGCAAAUAGCUUCGCGCGGAGUAUGUUUGCUGCUGCGUUUCCGCUUUUUGGCCCCGCAAUGUACAACAACCUUGGUUUUCAGUGGGCGACUUUCUUGCUAGCCAUGCUUACGCUUGUGAUGGCUCCGUUUCCGUACAUAUUCUACCGCUAUGGGAAGGAGAUUCGGAAGCGGAGUAAAUACGCUGGCUCCAGGUAG
Mytilinidion resinicola is the source of this 1422-nucleotide messenger RNA. RefSeq names its product MFS general substrate transporter. The transcript is spliced from 6 exons. The record is from RefSeq and is a predicted model, not a curated record. NCBI's taxonomy places the organism in Eukaryota, Fungi, Ascomycota, Dothideomycetes, Mytilinidiales, Mytilinidiaceae. Bases 1 to 1422 code for a protein of 473 amino acids. Gene Ontology annotation, molecular function: transmembrane transporter activity. Gene Ontology annotation, biological process: transmembrane transport. Gene Ontology annotation, cellular component: membrane.